CUUCAGUGCAGCACUUGAUCAUCCUCGUCCGCCUUGUGUCGCUUUAUAAGCUCAGAACUCAUUCGAGAUGGACGCAGCCACUGCUGCUGCUGUUAAUACGACAGCCGAAGAACACACGAACCAUGGACCGGUGGUCUUCCACAUUACGGAGCUCUUUGAGAAGAUCAUGUGCAACCUGGACAUGAAGACGCUCCUCCUCGCACAGCGCGUCGACAGGCACUGGCGCACCGUCAUCUGCGCUUCGAAACCUCUUCAGCAGAAGUUGUUCUUCCAGCCGGCCACUCUCAAGCAAAUGCUCUCCCUAAACGCAGUGGAAACUUGCCGGAGCAAAUUGAUUACCAAGCGCCCAGGUCGACGAGGCAACCACCCCAGCCUCUUCCACAAUAUCUGCAGUCUCGGUAGUGACAAGUCUCCCGAAGUGGCCAUCUACAACCCACUCCUACUCGGCUAUCAAGUCGGUCGCUGGCCAAACCUCUCACCCAGCAUCCGGCGCACAUCAGACUCGACCACCAUUCGACCUUCCUGGGAGAACAUGUUUCUCGUCCAACCUCCACCGCGCGACGUACACCUGACCUUCAAAGUUGGCACUCCAACAAAAUAUCGCAUGAUGAACUACCGAAAUGAAGAUCUUUCGGCCCUCAGUGUGGUCAAGGCUGCUGAGCGGCGCAUUCGAGAGAUCAACGAAGCAGAUUCUGCCGGAUAUCGCGUGGAUCUGGAACCAGGAUUCCGGGUCGAAAUGUAUCUUGCAGUCGGCACGCUGCGCUUCGAGCAAUUGAUCAGCCUUGGGCUUGCUGGAUUGUGGCAUUAGAGAAAGGGCUACGAACCAGAACACCCAAUGCAAUGCAUAGGCACUGAGCCACGGCCCACUGGAAUUGUCCAGUGUCUCUGAAAUGACACGCUAGCGUGGGCGCACAGAGCGAGAUGUGACUCUGAGACUGGCUCAGUCGACGCCGCGAGCACUACAUUAAGACUCUGGAAAACUUGAUGGAACC
This is a messenger RNA of Cercospora beticola, 992 nucleotides long. RefSeq lists its product as uncharacterized. Lineage: Eukaryota; Fungi; Ascomycota; Dothideomycetes; Mycosphaerellales; Mycosphaerellaceae. The record is from RefSeq and is a predicted model, not a curated record. Gene Ontology annotation, molecular function: protein binding.